Rattus norvegicus (Norway rat) is the source of this 20976-nucleotide messenger RNA. RefSeq names its product transmembrane protein 108 (gene Tmem108). Lineage: Eukaryota; Metazoa; Chordata; Mammalia; Rodentia; Muridae. Gene Ontology annotation, cellular component: postsynaptic density membrane; glutamatergic synapse; postsynaptic density. Gene Ontology annotation, biological process: cellular response to brain-derived neurotrophic factor stimulus; neuron projection development; regulation of neurotransmitter receptor localization to postsynaptic specialization membrane. The record is from RefSeq and is a predicted model, not a curated record.
GGUGAAAUGAAGGCAAGGCAGCCUUGGACACAGGGUACCUCACACCAUUUGCUGGGCACAGGGUACCUCGGACCAUUGCUGUUUCCUCUGAGAGCCUUUAGAGCAGUGAGAACAAUGAAAUAAAAAUUCUGAACCGCAGCCACUGAGGCCAGAUGUGGGUGGGCAGCCAAGCAAGUGUGGAGGACUGGAGCUCACUAAGAAGACAUUCUUUAAGAUUGUCUUGAGACAGACCAAAAGUGUAUCCACUCGGAUGGACAAUUUAAAGCCCAUAUCAUGAACAUUUGGGUUUUAGAUGAAGGGAUCUGGGGCAGUAUGGGCAGGACUGGUAGGGAGUCUAAUCCUGCCACUGAAGCAUCACCCCAGGCAUGGGGCGAAGAUGAAAGAUGGACCUAAAUAUUAGGGGAAUUUUUUUCCUGUGCUUGCAAGACUCAGAGGAUCACAAAGUCAAACAUGAGGGGUUCCCGUAACCUCCAGGUUUUGUGAUUCAGUGAAGAAGAGUGAGAAGCUCCUGGGGCUUCUGGGGUCUGCUUCAGGCUCCUUUGAGAUAGACCUAGAAAGUUUACCUUGUCCCAAAGAAUCUGAGUACAGGUGAGGACUCUAGUCUGGAGAUCAGAGAGUCUGGGAAGGAAAGUAUAGUGAGGUUGGGAGCGUGCUUGGAGGAGAGCAAGCAAAAGUGGCCAGGCUGGUUUACAGAGUGCCAAUAAAGCCUCCAAAUAAGACUUGCACAGAUCUCAGGUUGUGACCAGUGGGUGCUUAGCCAAAAAUAGUGAUCUCAGUGGGUGUCUGCUCCUGAGUGAAUGACCCCCAUGGGGAGAAAAGAGGGCUUUCUGUCUGGCCAAAGGAUCCUAAGAGGAUCUUGGGUUUUGGCACCAGAUGUAGGUAAACAUUGCUUAUUUACCUUCUCAACAAAUAACAAAUUAAUUCAUUAAUGAUAUCAUGUCUCAUGGCAUUAAGAAAAAAUGUUAUAAAGGAUAAAAAGAUCAAAAUUGUUUUACUCAAAAAUAUUUGUAAUGUGAAGAUUAAAAUGAAUGUACGUUUACAGAAUGGGGGAAAAGCUAAAAGACUUUUCUAAGUUACAAAGGUUCGAGAAAGUUAUUUAAAUUAUAUAGAGCAUGAGAUUUAAAGAUAACACAUAUGGUUUUAAAGUUUCUAAGGUCUAAGUUAAAGAAAUUUCAAAAGCUGGCUAAAAUAUAUGUCUAGACAAAAUUUAUUUAAAACUAUCUAGUUAUUAACAUUAUUCAGUGGUUAAGAACACCAACGGGUAUAGCUAAUCUGUUUAAUAACCCUCCUUGGAGGUUGUUCUAACGUGGCCAGAGAGAUUAAAAGGGAGGCUAUUUCCUCCUCAUGUAUGAGGUCUGAGGAUUGUAGGCCAACUCGAGAAAUGUUCUGCAUCUGCAGGAAGUCACUGGUUCUCUUGUUCAGGGCCAUGGAGUCCCCGCACAGUGAAUUCUAACCAACACCCAGUGUGUCGACAUAAAAGAAGGAUCUCCUCAGUGCUUCAGUGGGCAGCCAAGCCAGGUUAAGCAAGGCCUUUGACUUAUCUUCACACAGAUGGACAAAAGUAAGAAGGAAGGCUUGAAGAGUCAGAGGUUCCUCACAGGCCCUGAAGAGUAGAUCCACAACUGGCCUUCACAGGACCAAAGAAACAUUAUUUUGGCCGUCUAUAUGAUCCUAACUGCCCAGCACAAAAGUGUAACUAAGAUUAAAGUAGUCAGUGUGUUUCUAUAACAGCUCAAGGGACUGCAAAUCCUAAGGUGUUACAGUUAGCUAUAUGAGAUGCUAUGUGGACAACUAUUUCUCACUAAUGAUUCUCUUCUUGAUUCAUACAUACAUACAUACAUACAUACAUACAUACAUACAUACAUACAUACAUCCCACAUAUAAAACAAGAUUUACCUUGGCUUGCUUCAGCCCUGCAGUGUCUGUCCAUAGCUGAGAUGCAGGCCUGUCUUAUUAAAUACUGAAGCCAAACCUAAAAGCUGUACUUAGGAAGUAGAACACGCAAUCUCUGUCUGGAAGAGUACUUACCACAGACAUGGUGUGUCUUUCUAAUGGUCCAUGUUCCAUAAUUAAAGGAGGAUGCCAGAUUUUCUGUUACUGAACUCACAAGUCUGGGAAAUUCUUCUUGAUGUCCAGGUGUUAUCCGUAGGACUUUAUUAGACAACCCCAUAAGAGAACCCAAUAGGGUUCUAUUUCUCUCUUACAUUUUCAACUGGAUGCUGACUGUAACUGACUUCUCUAACACACUUACCUUACCCUUCUACAGGGCUCUGGUACAUGGUCCGUCCAGGAGUACACAUACAUUUCACCUUACUAAUCGAAAGUCAAGUUAAUUAUGAUACUAAAAUUUUUUUCCUCAUUAACUUCAUCUCUUAAUGUUCCCCUCAAGGUUAUAAUAGAGGAGACCUGAUGGUCAAGUCUGAACUUAAUGCUUGCCAAUGAAAAAUGUCUCAAGUCUACCAAACCAACUUCAAUCCUGUAAUUAACAACCCUGACAGAAGUCAUCAGUCUUCCUAACACCCAUGGCAAGGCCUGCCACAGGGGCUUAAGAUGGUUUUCUUGUUCCAGGAAGGACAAAACUUCCAUAACUCUUAACUUUUCUCUCAGUAAGAAUUACACAAGUCCUGUCAAUCUCCCAUGUGUGUGUUACAGCUGCUGCCUCACUCGCACAACGCAUCCAAGGGAGCACACUGUCACUUCAUGGCUGUCUUAGGUUCUAGGUCUUUGCCGUCUGUUAAGUUUUAUUGUGGUCUCUUAGGUGGGCCCUCCUUGGAGUCACACUGACUACUGCCUUUUCUACACUGUCAGCUUGAAGCAGUUAAGAGAGAGAUAUGCUCCCCUAAACCUCUACAGGCUGUUCAAGUGCCCUCUGAGGAAGGGACUAAUGGGCCACCUAGCUCAUCCCUCUCCUUGUCACUCUAGACAUAUGUUUGAGACCCAGCACUGUAACACCUGGAUUUCCUGGUUCUUCAAAAUUGCAGAGGCCUGAAUAUCAUAACAAAAAAAAAAAAAAAAAAAAACCAGUGACUUUUGCUUAGCCCUGGGGGAAGGGCACUGCUUCUGUCAUAAUCAAUCAGGCCUGGUUCAGGAUGGGACAUCUAAGCUAAGGGAAUGUGCAAAAACAAAACAAAACAAAACAAAAGCUAGAGGAGCAACUCCAAGUCCAUCAGUCUUCCUGGAACUGCCUUGGUCUAUUCUCCCCUGGCUGCUACCCCAAUAACCCCUCUUACUAGCAAAGCUUUGACCCUAGUCUUUGGACCAUGUCUCUUUUGCCAUUUCUCCAACUUCUUACAGGAGUACAUGCAGUCCUUCAUUAACCAGUAGGUGACAGGUCUUCAUGACCAUCACUACCAAAGGAGUUACCAUCAUUCCUUAGCCUCCCCUACCCUGCACUACAUCCAAAGUUGAUGGGAAGUAGCCAGAGAUGACAACACUUUGCCCUAUUCCUUAUGACUUAAAGGCAGGAAUGACAGGGCUUAACAUCUGUGACGCCAUUUUGGCUCAGUCCAUUUGCCUAUGAAUUGCUUACCAGAUGGUGGUGGGUUUGAAUUCCCCCCAUAGAUACACCCCACCAGCAAGACGAAGCUAUCAUCCUUUGCAUUCCCGCUUCGGUACCAGUGUGCAUUAGACAGCAUGUUCCCACACCAUUAUGUAGCUGUGUUCUGUCCAUCCACAGCCAGUCAGGACCUGGCAAGCUAGCCUUAAGCUUGCCCCAUCCUGCUCCUGUGAAGCUCACUUCUGUAGCUGUCCCCCAGACUACAUUCUCUUUCCAGCCUAAGUGCAGCCUUGAUGAUUUAAUAAAAGUCUGCACAGCACAUAGUUUCAACCUCAGUUUUUUCUGUCACCCACCUGUUCAUUGUAUAUUAUUUUCUUCCACUUUAGAGGGGAUUUUUAGUACAAGUGUUAGAGAUAAUUGGUUACAGAGGUAUGUUUCUGUAUCUCUGGUCAUACUAGGAAGCAGCUUAUUAACUAUAGGGAUCUUAUGUCUUUUCUUCUCUUUUGUUUUCUUAUCUCCACUUCUGUCUGCCCUGACUGCUAGAAGAGACUGUUUUCUUAAGGGGAAAAGAGUGCUAUUAGCUCUUUUGAUCAAAUGAUUCUCUAUUGUGUUGAACUUUCUAAUAUACUCUGAGAUGUUUAGCAUCCGGGGAUGCUAACUUCCCAUACUAUUCUAGUCAAGUCAUUGUGCCAACUAAUUUCUAUAUAGUUAUUAUCGAGAAAAGCAUUGUUGGAGAGAUGAGCUUGGGUGUGUGCCUUUUAGGUAGGUAGCGGGUAGUGGUGAAUCAAAGUCAUGUAAGGAUGAAUGUUUAGCCUUGCCAGACCUCAUGCAGUUAGGGCUUCUGGGAGGAGCAGGAAGAGCACUCUUGGCCUAUUGUAGUUCAAGGCUGUGUCUACACUGACUGUAGUUGGUUGGUCCGUGUUUUACCUCUUGGUAAUUAACUUGGCUCAGCAUUUCUCUCUGAGAUUCCCCUGGGUCCUUCUGUUCUUGUUCGUCUUCUUGUGUUUAUGAGUUGAACGGAUGACUGAUGUAGACCAAUCCCUAAAGAGGAAGAGGAGUGUUAUGGUUGUAUAGGAACUCAUUAGUCCUGCAGGGACUACUGUCCCUGCUGGUCCAAACUCUCCUUCCUGGCAAUUUUAGGGAUGCUGUUGGUCUCUCUUGGUCUAAAGGGCUGCGGCUCUGAAUGGAAGGCUUCAGUAAGGAUGACAGUCCUGCAGCUGUCCUUGACAGAAGCUGUGCAGUAGGCUGACUGAACGGGAGACCCGUCUCUGGUUUAUAGACCCUGAGUUCUCCACUCCUUGCUAGAAUUAUAAACAGAAUUUGGAGUUUUGGGUGUAAUGAAGAGUCAGAAGAUUAUUCAGAAGGAGGAAGUCUACAUCCUCAGCAGCGAUUGUGCAGAGAUGUGACGCUGUCCUUUCUCUGGGAGUCUGGGUGUCUCACGGUGCAGAGUGUUGGGGCAAUUACUGGAGUGGGUGAUUGGGAAAUGAGAGCUGUGGUUUACGUACAGAUAUGUGUUUCUUCUCUCUUUUGCAUCUGUCACAUGUGACUCUUUCAGCUAACCACGUGUCCCCCAGGUAUAAUAGCUAGGUGGCUGUCUAAAUGUUGAAAGACGUUUUGACAUCUUUGACAAGUGUUGCUCAACAGCUGGGUGGGUAAGAUUCCAGCUCUGAUAAACGAAGAAUAACUUGCCUCUUUACUCUAAAAAUAAAUCACACACAAGCACUGUUCUGUGGGGAACGGCUAGCUCAACUGAAACGGGCUUAAUUUUUUUGUACGGUGCGCUUUGUCAAGCCCUGACCCUGGAGCAUUCCUUUCUUUGGUACCAGUGAUUGAGUGGCUUUGUGAGGGAAUACAUUCCACUAUCGCAGAAGGCUCAGUCUUUCUUUAUGAUUCUCCAUCUGGGCAAGGAUGGUCUCAGCUCCAUUUGGACUCACGCAGCUGGGAGUGAAGUGAUCUGGGGCCGUACAAAUGACCCAUCGUUCCAUUGAAUCCUUUAAGACUCUUAACACUUCUCUUCAAGCAUCCAGAUCAUGGGACAGAGGGUCUGUAUUUUCUUAAAGGGACACAGCUUAUGUUGAAAGAGGAGCCAAAGAAAGUGAAUUCAGCAGGGCUUCUCUGAGUGCUGGCUGGGUUAAGAAUGUCAUUAGUUCUCAAAGGGUGACUGGGAUCAGUUUUCUCACUCAGCUGCUGACUGCCAAGGUGAAAGAACAGAUCUCAAUUAUCUGCUCCAGUUUCUCUUCCAACUCUGGGAAGGUCUCUGUCCAAUUUAUUGAGAUAAAAAUAAUGUAAAAUGGAAAUAUAUAGAAUUCUUAUGGAAAAGACACGUGUGUGUGUGUGUGUGUGUGUGUGUGCGCGCGCGUGCGUGUGUGUGUGUGUGUGUGUGUGUGUGUGUGUGUGUGUGUGUUUAGGUACUAAUUAUUACCAGAAGAUUAAAGUCUAUUUAAGAUUUAAGGACUCACUAAUCUUGCAACAUAAACUAAAAAUAAAGUAACAGAAAUGUGCAAGUCCCGCUAUUUUUAUAGCAAAAAUAAAGCAGUUACAUGAGCUCUCAUAGACUCAGAAAUUAGUUUGCAACCCCCUUGGGUCACAGAUGCUGUAGCCACAGUGACGACAGCUGCUCUCUACGGGGUGUAAAGAGAUUCUGAGACAUGAAAUGAGUGUCCAAGCUCCUCAUUCUCUGACUCCAUCCCUGCCAUAAAUGUUACGAGGCUCCCAGGAGUUUAAAUGUCCCAGGGAACAUGGAUUUGGGGUGUAGAUGCUUCUUCAAGCAUCAUAUAUGAGACCCCCCCAGCCUAGAGGAACCCACCCCAUCCUUUGAGGUUGAGAUGCUAGACUCAGCUCGGCAUUUUUCUUUGAGUCUACCACUGGGUCUUAGCCUUUGCCUUUCAAAGAAGUGAAGCUUGGCUGCUGUGUUGGCCUAAGACCCAUCCCUGCUAACACACCCAUUUGAGCGCCUCUUGAAGACCAAGAAGCCGGCUGACAGCCAUGGGUAUGUUUCCUCUGGAUAUGGUGACUGCCCCUUUGCCAUUGGAAAGAACCUGAUGGGGUGUUCUGAAACAUUCACUCAUUGGUAUUAUGUUAGUAUAGCAUUUGCUGACUGUUUAAUGAUACUGUGUCAUUUAGACACUCUCCACUCAGAAAGUGGGGUUUUUCUCCAGAGAUCCCAUAUUAAUAUAGCCCUGAAGUUAAAAAACGAUGGUUUGUUCUAGGAAAAUUUUAUACAACACAUUUCAAUCUUAUUCAUCCUAUUACCCCCCUAACUGCUCCCAGAUCUACUCACUCCUUCUUACCCCUCAAUUCUAACUUCAUUCCUUCUUUUAUUUCUGUUACUAACCCACUGAGUCCAGUUUGUCCUGCCCAUACACUCGUGGUUGUGAGGCUGUCUACUAGUGCAUGGUUGACCUACACAGGGGCCACACCAUUAAAGAAAACGGAUUCUUCCUCUCCCAGAAGCCAUCAACUGUCCAUAGCUCCUCAGUUAGGGGUAGAGGCUAUGGGCCCUUCCCCACCCCAUGCUGGAAUGCUGAUAGCCUGAUCUUGUACUGGUCUUGUGCAGGCAUCCACAGAUGCUCUGAGUCUGUGUGUCAUGGUCCUUUCAUGGCCAGAGGAUGCCGUUCUGCUCCUGUCCUCAACUGCUGGCUCUUACAAUCUUCCUGGUCCCUCUUCUUAUGUGCUUUGGAAUGAUGCAAAUUUAUUUGUGAGUCACAUUUUAUUUUCUCUUCCUCUAGCGUUUCUUCUCUUGCUUCUUUACCUCUGCCUUCUGACUAUCUCCAGUUUAAAAAAAAAUCUAAGAAAAAAUUUAAGCAAAAAUAAGAGAAAACUCUUGUUCCCCAGUUGUGUGGUUUCAGCCGACUGGACAGUGGUUCCUGAACAGUGACUAGGCACGGAGGCUCUGCAGACACCCAGUGCCCUCUGAUGAUCUCUUCCUAGUUUUUCUCCGCACAAACUCAUCCUUGGACCACACAGCUGGUCCUUGAUCCUAUUCUCCCCUCCGUACAGUGAUGUGUAAACCUGUGAUGUGUCCUGUGUUUAUCAGAUUGUAGAAAUGUGAGUUUGGGCAGAAGGUUUACUGUCUCCUGGCCUUCUUAGGUUGGGAACACCAAUGCUUAACCUUGCAGAACGUUUGUUGGGAACACCAAUGCUUAACCUUGCAGAACAUUUGCGAUCGUGGAAGCUGUGGUUGUUUCCUUCCUGUCUAGCACGGUGGUCCGGGUAUGUGCUUGCUGGUGGAGUUACCGAGAGUCACAGUUGCAGAAGGGCUGACAUCAAUCACCACCCAUGAUUAGCCAUGCUACCUACUAUGCUCACAGUGUCCCUAAGCACAUCCUCCUGUGAGAGGGCUCCAGACCCCAACCCUGUCAGUAAGCUGCUCGUGCGUGCUUUGACUUUUCCCUGUGAGUUUGAAAACUUUGCUCAUGGACUCUCCCAGUGUCUUUGUCUGUCUGCCCACAUUGGAAACUGGCAAUUCCAUGGCUCCCCUGUAUUCUUAACAGCCAAAUGUCUGUUUCCUUUCGUGUACGAUGAGAGUUAUCAUGAAGACUAACUGUUGGGCUAGCAGCUGUCAUUGCCCAAAAAAAUGUCUCUGGAGUUUUUAAUGAUAAAAGCUGUGUUCUAACAGCUUCCAGUACACCAGUUAAAGAGAUAAGAAAUAGUGAAAAACAGAGAAAGUUCAGUGUUUCCACUUCAGGAAGGGGAAGACAAGAUGGAGUCCAGGAACCCCCAAGUCCCACUUCUAGGUUAAGGACACAGGUUUGAGUGUGAUAGAGGACAAGAGGUGUGUAUAAUUAAGCAGUCCUGGUCAGGGCGUGCUUCUUCUCAUCUGUGACCACCGUGGUCCAGCUCAGGUCUGUUCUGUGAGGUAUCGGGAUGAGCUAUUCAGUUGGCAGCCAAGAGUGGCUAAGGGUGCACCCUCCUUGGUAAUUUUUGCCAUUUGGGUGUGGGGGUUGUUUGUCCUUCAAGGUUUUUCACCUUUUGGAGUCUGAAGUGAGUCAGGACGAAAGGCGAAGGACAAGGAUUUAUCUCUGUGCCUUUUUUUCCAAGAGUACAGGCACACAAUGAAGGCAGGGGUUCCAGGUUCUAUUCUGCCCCGUAGCUGCCUCACGGGCCCAAGUGAAGAGUCUGUGCUUCAUGGCCAAGGCAGCUAAGUGUCUGUAGGAGAAAUACUUCUUUAAAACGAUGCUUUCCAGGACCCGAAUGUAGGGCUUUUUAUUCUAAACACCACUGUAUAAAAUGCAACCUGACAUUAACAGCGUUGCUCGGGUAAGCCCUCGGAGUCUAUUCAGAGCUGACGCUGCCUCAUAUUGAUUCUCGAUUGUAACACAUUUAGCAUGAAUGUACCUGCCAGCAAUGUCGAACAAUGCAGUGCCGGCCGGGCUGGCAGCUCUGCCCUUGUCCCACUGCCCAGCCGACAGCACUUCAGGGUCUCUUUUGUUCUUUCCGUUUAAAAUGUUGCUCUCUGCCUCGCCCUCCCACGGUACAACCUCAUGUGAGACCUGCAGAUUUGAGUUUCACGAAAGCUACUUCCUCUGCCCCGUUUACUUGUCACCGCUUUUUCUCUUAUCUUUUUUAUUACCCCCAAGUACCAAAUAUUUUCCUUCUCUCACUCUAGGCAGUAACAGCUAACCGUGUGUGAUGUUUUCCCAGUUUGGUCUUUGUUCUUCAUUAUUAAGAUGGGCUGGCACUUUCAUACCUGUGAUGGUUCUUACUGAAUGAACCAUCUCUUCUUGCCCACCAGUGAGAGAGAAGAUGUCUUUACGACUGAAUUCUGCAUCCUUUGACCUUUUGUGCAUAUGGCUAAUUGAACCCUCCUGGCUACUCAUUUAUGUGUGUAUGGUGUGGUGUAUGAGUGUGGUGUAUGCGGGCUGUGUUAACCCUAUCUGCUAACCCUGGGAAGAGCCUGGAAUCCCACGAGUCCACACCAGUUGGCUGGCUGUCCACAGGGUGGACUGGUCAGUGUUCUGUGUGGUAUGUUCUCACAGAUUGUGGGUUAGGCUUGUAACAAUUAAGGUCACACAGCUGCUUGGAUUCUCCACAACACUGGUAAAGUCAUUUUUAUGAAUGUUCUAGUCCCUUUCCUGAUAAUUGAACACGUCUUAUUUUUCCUUAGGUGACUCACUUUCUUUGAGUGACAGGAACAAGAAUUAAUUCUUAUAUAUUCUUAGCAAUAAUUUUGUCCCUAUAAAGCAAGCAAAAUAGGCAGUGAUCUGUAAAUGGUUCCCUCUAAUUAGGCCCAAGCCUUCAUAGAAUUCAAGAGGAAUAGCUGUCCUUACAUGCACAAGCAUGUAAACACAGCCUGGGGAUAUUCUGUUGGCCAUAGUGCUAAGGACAUUGUCCUAGGAAUUUUACUUUUUAAUCUUCCCAUCCUUGUUUUCUUCAGGUCUGUGUCUGGCACAGUGUAAGGCUCGGGGGAUUCAUGGUAGCCAUCAAAUGGUGGGGAUAGAGAGCAGAGAGAUAAUGGAAUCUGAUUAGAGUGUAAAGCACUGACAGCCUCAGAGACCCACACCGUGGAGCUGCCUGUGGGUGCAGGAAGGUUUUUAUGUGAUGUUUAAGUGGAUGAUUACCAGCCCAGAGGAAGAAGUGACUUGUCUAAGGUCGGUCAGACGCUCGUGCACACGUUUCCAUCCUGCCCUGAGGUACCGUGGAUACUUUGACAUCUUGGGUUUCAUUCUGGCCUUUGGGCUGGCUGUUUCAUGAACAGUUUGUGCUUGAUCAUCGACUGUGCUAAAACCUAAUCCCUGGCUUGAUGAUGUUCAGAGAAAGGGCCCUGGACAUGUCAUUUAUGAGAGUGGCGCCCUCAUAAUUACUGCCCUCAUGACCAAAGGCUGGAAUGCCCCCUUUUUACCAUUUAGGACACAGCAAUAUGGAAACAGCCUGCCACCUAGAAGAGGUCUCUCAUCAGAACUUGACCGUGUUGACACUCUAGUCUAGUUUCCCUUGUGUUGCUGUGAAAAAGUAUUCUGACCAAAAUAACGUAGAUGACAAUAGGAGUUACUUGGCUUAUAGUUCAGGUCACAGUUGUUCUUCAAGGGAAAUCAUAGUGGGAACCUAGGUAUGAAUCGAGAAAUAGGAGAAACAUUGCUUACUUUGUUAUUCAUCAUCACAUGCCUAGCUAGCUUUUUUAUGUAACUCAGGACCAUCUGCCUAGGGGCUGUGCUGCCCACAGUGGGCUGGACCCUUUUACUUCAAGUAACAAUCAAUAUAAUGUCUUCUACACAUCCACAGGCCAAUCUGGUCUGGGAAACCCCUUAACCUCAGUUAACUUCCUUCUUGGGUAGCUCUAGGCUGUGAUAGUUAAAGCUGACUUCAGCCUCUAGAAGUCACCCUGUCUAAAGGACUUGGUUUUAGCACCCCAGCAGGAUGAGAACAAAGGCUUCUGCUUUGAGGAUAAGAAACAUCUUGAGUGUUUUCCUUCCAUGCUGCUCAUAAAGCAGGUUUAAUGUCUUGGUCCCUCUCCUCCUAGAGUAGUUAUAGAAUCCGGUUUAUCAGUUCUUAUAAACCGGACGGUUUGUCCUUUAUAAGCCUACAUCCCUGUAUCUACCUCCCCUGAUUACCCACGUCACUAGGGUUUUAUUUUAAACCCUAUUCUACUGCGUAAUAACAUUGAAGAUCUGGGGUCUCUAGAAAUCAAGAGUGGCCAGAGGUUAAGUGCUGAGCAAAAAAGAGGUUUAGCAGUUUUAAGUUACUGAGUAAACGUUGAGGCUCUCUGAAACAAGCCUGGAAGUUUGCCGCUCGGCAGUGCAAGGGACAGUUCUGUCACUGUCUCCUAAUUCUACAGACCUCUGCAUUCGUGUGGGUUUAACCAGACAAAGACCGAAGCAAGAACUGUUUACCCGUCACUCACACAUCAUGAAUGGGUACAGGGGUGAGGUGAAGUGGAUGGACAGGGUGUUAGGAGGAUUGGCCCAACCUGUGAUGGGUGUCGCGUAUUAUCUUGCACACAGCAGAGUUUCUCAUCCCUGUGCAGAGAAACAUGGCAGGUAUGAAAAAGGCAGUUUGUUCAAGAUCACAUACGAUGAUGUCUUCAUCCCCAUUGCUGUUAACAUCAUUAAUCUGGCUAAUGAGUUUCCGAGCUGUGAGACGUUGUCUGCUAGGAGUUCUACAUUUAAGGGUAUUUCCUGGUUAGAUAUGUUUUUGUAAGAUUCUUAAGUAAGAUUCUGAUCAUAGAGGAACUAUCAGACAGUAUCAAAGACUUUUAAAAGUUUGGACCGAUGAAAUCCUUCUACAUGUCACGGAAAUCAAACUAUGAAAGAAAAGUUUCUGAUUUACAUUAUAAUAAUAAUUAAAACCUUAGGGAUGGGGAUGGCUCAGUGGGUAAUAAUGUUCGAGGUACAGACUUGAGGAACCAUGAAAUCAGAACCAGAACUCAAGUAAAUAGAAAAGAAAUGUGGGUAUACUUAACACGUGCCUAUGACCUCAUCGUCAUGUGUACACACAGGGUGAUGGCUGGCUGUGACCUCAUCUUCAUUUGUAUGUGCAGGUGAUGGUUGGAGUCUUGUUGGCCAAUAGCCUCACUGGCUCCAGAUUUCAUGAGAGCCCCUGUCUCUAGGGAAUAAAGCAGAGAGCACGACAGUAGGAUGCUUGAUGUCCUACUCUGGCCUCUGUAUAUAUACAUAGGUACACACACACACACACACACACACACACACACACACACACACACACACAUUGUACUCAUACACCACUCAUACAUAUACUACAACCACACAGAAACACAUGGAUAAAAAUGCUUUCUUAGGAUAGUAUCACCGUAAACAGCAAUGGGAGAGAUUAUGGUAUUUAGAGUAUGUUCAUUAAUAUUUGUCAUAUGCAGGUACAGGUGACUGUGUUGGCAGUGGUUAUAAAUUUUAUCACCAUGAGCGCUGGUGACAGUGGGUAUCCAGACACUGUACGAUUGUGGUUGUUAUGCAUUGCUAUGGCUGGGCGACAGUUUGACAAAUACAUAAAAUUAUUAAUGUGCGUGCACGCGGACUCAGCAGUUCAGCUGCUUGUGUUUGUCCAGGGAAGGCAGUCAUGUGGCUCUGAAGAGGCCAACAGAGAUACUCACUCAAGACUUGUUUUGAUGAGAACGGUCUAGAUAUGACCUAAAUAUCCAUUAAUGGAAGGCUUGCUAAACACUGAGAAAUGACCGCAGUGGGAAGACAGCCAUGGCAUCUUAUUAAGACAGAGCAAUUCUGAUAAUAGAACAAACGAUGUGAACCUGUUAGUGUGAAGGUGUGUGUGAGUGUGUGUGUGUGUGUGUGUGUGUGUGUGUGUGAGAGAGAGAGAGAGAGAGAGAGAGAGAGAGAGACAGACAAACAGACAGACAGACAGAGAGAGGAUAUGCAAAAGUUUAUGUCUUUUUCAUGUGAGUUUUGUUUUUGUUUUUGUGUGGUUUGAAUCUUUAAAUAAUGAACGUGUUUAAUUCAGCAGAUAAAGGUGCCCACCACCAAGCCUGUUAUCUGAGCAGGACCCACAUGGGAGAAAGAGAGACCCUCUGACUUCUACUCAUACAGCAUGGAAAACACACACACACACACACACACACACACACACACACACACACACACUACAAAUGUACCAUGCACACCCACCCUUAUCCCCCACCCAUACCUAUAUAAUUUAAGGAAAAUCCCGUAACAGUAUUUAGCAUGCGGAUCCCUGAUAACCCAAGCAUUUGCGGUGUCAUAUAUGUUUUAAAUCUUACUUUUAUUUACACGGGUAGACUGCACAUACUACUGAGCUGUAGUGUAAUACUCAUUGUCAGUUUGGUAGAUUUAGAACCACCCAGGAGGCACACCUCUGGGCUUGUUUCUAGAAGGGACUGACUGAGGAAGUAGGGCUUCUUCAGUGUAGGCUGCACAGUCUCAUGGGAUGAGCUUCUGGGUGGAACACAUAGGGAAAGGGACCAAAGCCAGACGAGUACCCAUGUGCUCCUUUCACUGCUAUCUGCUCUGAGCAGGACCAUCUGAGCAGCUUCUGCCACUGCCUGUGGCCACGGCUUCCCGUGGUAGAGCCUUCUGUCUGCCUACAAUGAGGCAGACUACACCCUUCCUUAGAACAUAAUACAAGUGCCACCCAGGUGCACAGAGUGUGCACAGACCAAGUCACGGCAAUUAGCAUCUCCCUCCUUCUGUUUGGCAUCUAGGAUCUCCUUUCUUGUAGCGUUCAUAAGAUCUAUCACAGCAUUAUUCCCAGCAAGGCAGCGUUAGCUGACUGGAACAUUCAUCAUUUACUGUGACGCUGAGUUAAUAUGAACUCUGGAGUGUGUAUCCUAUUCCCCAGAAGCAUGGAGUGUAGAAUAAUUCCAAGGUCUGUGUUGCAGGGGAGGUGCCGGGUGGAAUUUGUAAGGCCCUGCUGCUCGGGACAGCAGGCUCAUAUUCUAGUUCGACACUUUACCUCGAACGUUUGUGCAGCUAUGAGAGGAAAAUCAGCACCUCGCACUAAAGGAGCCGAGUGGGCAUAGUGCGUCUCUGCCAGUACUGUUUAACUGAGUGCCGCUGCCACUCCAGGCAUUUAUUUUUAAAAAGAACUAGCAAUUUUCUCCAUUGGCCGUUCAUUAGGCACCCCAAGAACCUGCAAUUUUGGCUCCGUGGGCUGGACACUGAGGCUUCUGUGUGGAAAUGCUGGGGAGAAAGCCAGAGAACGCAUUUCCCAGCAGAAAAGGGCACCUAUUCACCUUGUAAAUAAAAAUCUAUUUUCUGUCAUUCUCAGCCCAAGGUGCUGUUCUCUGCUGCAAGAGUUUCUGGUGGCAGAAUAUUACUUUUUGACCUUAAAGAGUCAUAACCUGUCUCCCUAAUGGGCAAACAAUGGCAAGGAAGCCUUUUGCAUUUUAUGACUCACAUUCUCAUCUCACAUUCCAUAAUUUGAAGUUGCCUCAAUCUUCUCAGACUGGAAGAAAGAAUAAAAUGUUUAUUUGUAGUCAGUGAAUAUUAUUUAAGGCUGCUAUCCACCAGCCCCCAUUCUAAAACUCAGGAUAGGUAUAAGGAAAGGAGGUUAGUGACGGACCUGUAGACUAGGGACACGUCUGUAAUCCUAGCUGCUUGGGAAACUGAGGCAGGAUUGUCACAAGUUCAAGGUCUGUUUGAACUACAGAGAGAGCUCAAAGUCAGCCUGGAUGACUUAUUGGUACCCCCUAGCUCAAUAGGAACAAAAAGUUUGAAGGGAGCUAGAAAUGCAGUUAAUGGUGUGUGAGAGGUGGGGGGCUCAAACCCUAGCACCACGGGAGAAACAAUCUGUGCACACUCAUCUAUGCACACUCAGCUGUGCACACUCAGCUGUGCACUCUCGGCUGUGCACUCUCAGCCAUGCACACUCAUCUCUCUUAAUAUCAUCGUAAGAAUUGAUGCAAGGGGACUCUGGACGAAUAGUCUCACCGAGGAUAUAUGCCAUCUUAGAACCUGGAAGUAACCCUCGUAUAAAAUUCACUUUUACAGAAUUAAAUUUGUCUUAUUCUGAAACCCUGGGAUGCUGGUUAAUGUCAGCUCAUUUCUGCAGAGAACGAACCACUCCUGCAUAUCCAGAGAGAGGUGUGAAGAAUUUUGGAAAGAGUUUUGCCAGAGUUCAAGAUUCUGAAUGUAGAGUGGGGCAUUCACAGAGUUGCCCUUUUUCUCCCUCUGGGCCCAUGUGUGAAUGGGUGGAGGGUUGAGUUAAUGGCAUUGGUUUUGCCUAGUGGUCUAGACUGGUGAGGGAGCUCUAAGCAUACAGAAGAGCAGAGUUAUGAUAAUUGACUGGAAUUUAAAGUGUUUGACAAAGUGAAGCCCAUUAUGAGGCAGCUGAGGGACACUGAAAAAUAUUGAGUCAGUGGGCCAAGAGUCUCUGGGGCCAGACUGUCCAAAUUGGGGUUCCUGGGGUACAAAUUGACAGAAGACAGUGGCUAGAUUGUGGCUUGGAGAAACUGCAGGAAAGGGUUGGUGUAUGACCUCGGAGGAGAGUACUUUUCAAAAGCCAAUGUGAUUCUAAGUUCACCUAGGGUCAGAGCCACUGGCAGGUGGCAGAGUGACACUGAGGGAGUCAACAACUCAGGGCUUCCCAGAAUGAGAGGGAGUGGGUGGGAAAAGUCUGAUUGUGCAUGAUUCAAAACUGGGGAUUUUCUAUAAGAGGAAGGAGGGACAUGGUCUGAAUGUGCUAACAGAACAGUGAAGACUCCCACUCCACCUCCAAGCUCCACAGCCCAGGGAAUUGGGGGAAAAGCCACUGCCCAAGAGCCCUUGGUGAAGGUCUAGGGAGUGGGCAAAUGUUCUGGGGGGCGGGGGGAGGCCAAGCUUCAGUCAGGACAGGAAGCUAGGGGAAAUGUUCCAGGAAGGAAGUGAAGCGGUGGUACCUUGUGGAUGACCUUUAGUGUCCCAGAGGACACAACCCAGGAGCUGCAGGUUCUGUGGAAGAGCUAGAAAUAGGACCAGGGAAAAGAAUAAAGGACCCUGUGGUGAGUAAGGCUGGGGGGUGACAAACAGCAGGGAAGCCCAGACCUCAUUGUGCCCUACAGGUGGAAGGGAUGGGAUCUACUCCCUACACCCCCAGGGCUGUGGGUAUGAAAGUGUGGGGCAGUACUCAGGGCUCUGGGUCUCCCACUGGGCUCCUGUUUGGAAGGGCCUUAUAUAGACUCUGACUGCAGCCAUAGAGCAGCUGACUUCAGCCAAGGCUCUCUCUGUCACCCAGGGGAGAGUCAUGCGUGGUAGAGGUCAUGGAAGGCUCUCCGGCUUGACUCCGCUCUGCGUUGUCAUUUUGUCGGUCAGACAGCAUCCCUUAGACUGGGCUGGAUUUCAGUGACGGAUCUUGCCUCAUUCAGAACCUUGUCUUGCUUCUCCACUCCCCACUUGUUACUCGAGGGAGUUGAUAAAAAUCCUAAUGUACACCACUCUGAGGUGGGGAACAGGAGCUGUGGUGCCCCCUCACUCUGCCCAAGAAGCUAUCUGUGCCUAAUGCCAGAUAUGGCUUCUACCAUCCUGGCAACUAUUCAGCUCCAUUGUCUGCUUAGCCCAGGAAAGGUUCCAAAAAAGUACUAAACAUCUUGAAGGCAUGUCGACUGAUGGCUGUCUACUUGGGGGAGAAUGACUCCUGCUUUCUUCUUUGUGAGUGCUGGAUUUUAAAACUGAGAGGAUCUCCAGGACAGAUCAUCACAUCUCACUAUAGCAUCUUCAUUAUCUGUGUCACCCUUUGCUGAGUCCCAAACAGGCACUAACAACAACAGCAAAAUUGGGAAAGAUUUACAAAGGACCCAGCUUUACUCCUCGUUCCUCUGCCUGCGUCUCUCCUUCCUUUAUCACCCAGAAGUGUCGCUUCAUGGGACCCGUAGUCACCCUUCACUUGUAUGGGCUGUGUUGUACAUGAGGGGACUCUGAGAUCUGAGUCACAAUUUGCAAAACAGAAGAGGAACAGAGGCGAACAUAAAAGUCACUAGAAAAGAACACCUUGUCUAUCCUGGAAAACGACAGCUUGUGAUAAUGGUUGGGGAGACAGAGUGGAACAGAAGUGGUGUUCAUGGCGUUGGCUUACUGAACUUUUUCAUCCCAGCCAGAACUUUUCACAGACGUUUCUUUCUAGCUGCGAUGCUCCCGGAAGCUUCUAAAAGUCUGGAGACAGCAAAGUACAAUCAGGCCUGCAUCAGGCCGGAGACUCCAGAAGACAGGGCCAGGCCUUUGUCUUACUUGGUGACUCUGUGGAAGUGAUGUCACUGUUUGGGAAGCUGUGGACGACAAAGCCAGCAGAUCCAGUGAGUGUUUCUGCAGAGGGGGUUAAAUUGUCUGGGUUUUAACUUCUCUGUGUCCCUGUGCAUUUCUGUGGGACGCGGUGUGGCUGUGAGAUACGCAGAUAUGCCAGCACAUACAGAGGUGCUCCCCGAUGCUGAGGGUGACCCUGACUCUGGCUUGGGUGGAUUUCAGCUGACCAGACCAUUGUACGCCUCACUCAUGGUUGGCAGAAUCAUGAAUAAACUGGAGGACAAGCAGGACCAGAUGAUACCAUGAAGAGAAGUUUACAGGCCCUCUAUUGCCAACUGUUAAAGACUGUGUUCUGGGAAGCAGUUCCCAGUGGAGUCAUGGACCUCAUCAGUCUGGCUGUUGAACCCGUGAUCUCCGGACAUUUCUGGAAGCCACCAGGCUUUCUCCUAACCUUGGCACUGACCAAAGCACUGGUACUCGCCGUCCAGGGACCAUCUCCCAGGGAAUCUCUGCAGACCCUCCCCUCAGGCAGCCCCCCAGGCACCAUGGUGACAGCAACUCACAGCCCUACCAGACUCUCCUCUGUGAUGACCCUGAGCCCUAAACCUGAUGGCCGCUCAUCACAGGCUGCAGCUACUAUGGAAACGACAGUAUCUCAUCCAGAAGGGCACCCUCCCACAGACACUGUGUCCACAGUGAUGGUGACAGCUGCCGUCCCCCAUCCUGAAAGCCCUCUGCCCACAGGUUCCCCUCCAGCUGCCAUGGCAACCACAUCGUCCCACUCAGAGAGCCGCCCCCCAGGGGAUGAUGCCCCUGCCGCCACCACCCUGCCAACAAAGCCAGCAGGAACCACCACCCGCCCCACAGUGUCCCCACGGGUCCCAACUCGUAGGCCCCCCAGGCCCCCAGGCUCUUCCAGGAAGGGGACUGGUGGCUCGUCUCGCACUUUCCCACUUGUACCCGGUGGCCACUCAGCAAGGAAGGAAAGCCAGAGGGGACGAAAUCAGAGCUCAACACAUCUGGGGCCGAAGCGUCCUCUGGGGAAGAUAUUCCAAAUCUACAAAGGUAACUUUACGGGGUCUGUGGAGCCAGACCCCUCUGCUCUCACUCCCAGGACCCCACUCGGGGGCUACUUCUCUUCGACACAGCCUCAGACAGUAUCUCCAGCUACAGGACCCAGAAGCACCUCGUGGGUGCCCCCCACAACUUCCCUGGUACCUGCAACGGACAAGCCAGACCUUACCAGAGCCAACCAGGGGAGUGGCCCCACAUUUACCAGCCCAGGAGGGGAGCCAGAUGCCACAGCAGCUUCAGGUGCCCCUGACAGUACACAGCCCGCCCCAGUGCCUUCUCGGAGCCCUCAUGGUGACGUGCAAGACAGCUCCAGCCACAGUGACUCUUGGCUUGCUGUCACCCCUGACACUGACAGACCCACGUCUGCCAGCUCCAGGGUCUUCACGGCUGCCACGGGGCCCACCCAGGCUGCCUUCGAUGCCAGUGUCUCAGCCCCUCCCCCGGGCAUCCCUCAGGGACCAUCUGCAACCCCUCCGGCCCCAGCCUGGCCCUCUGGGGUCUCAGAAAGUAUUGUUUCUCCAGCAAAGGAAGAGGCUGAGGCCUCCCCCACAACCACCGACAGGGGGCCCAGACCGCUUUCCACAGUGCCGUCUACAGCCACGGGCAACUUCCUCAACCGCCUGGUCCCCGCGGGGACCUGGAAGCCGGGAACUGUGGCCAACAUCUCCCAUGUGGCUGAAGGGGACAAGCCCCAGCACAGAGCCACCAUCUGCCUGAGCAAGAUGGAUAUUGCCUGGGUCAUCUUGGCCAUCAGUGUGCCCAUCUCUUCCUGCUCCGUCCUGUUGACAGUGUGCUGUAUGAGAAGGAAGAAGAAGACAGCCAACCCUGAGAACAACCUGAGCUACUGGAACAACGCCAUCACCAUGGACUACUUCAACAGACAUGCCGUGGAGCUCCCGAGGGAGAUCCAGUCCCUAGAGACCUCAGAGGACCAGCUCUCAGAGCCCCGCUCCCCAGCCAAUGGCGACUACCGAGACACUGGGAUGGUCCUCGUGAACCCCUUCUGCCAGGAAACACUGUUCGUGGGAAACGACCAAGUUUCUGAGAUCUAGAUGCAGCAGCCUCCGCUUUGCCACUCCCUAUUUUUGUCCCUAAAUUAUAAAUAUACAAAUAUAUAUAUUAUAAAUAUAACCUUUGUGUAACCCCGACUUAAUAAGAGACAUUUUCAGCUUUUUUUCUUAAGAAUUGUCAACAUCUUUUUUACAAGUGUGGUUUAAAAAAAAAAUUUACAGAACGACCCCAUGGCUUUAUAAAAUAAAGGUAUUUCUAAGCAAAGCGGCUGCACCAAUUGCUUCUCUUAACUGAUCUGGGCAUGGAGAGGUUCCAGGAGCCCUGGGCAGGUGAGGAAAGAGACCAGUCUCCCUCGGAAGCUGAACGUUAGUGUGGCCAAAUGAGUGGCCAUCUGUGUGGUCUUGGUGCUCUGGUUCCCUUGACUCAGUGUGCCCACCUGCCCUGUCUUUUUGUAUUUUUUCCCCUAGUGGUGGGAACUGGGGCACCAGGGCAGAAGACUCAGGCAAGUAUACAAAACUGUCUUGUCAGCCUGGAGCCUCACUCUACCGUCACUGAAUGUCAGUGAAAGCCAUCAGGAGGCCCCGGCCCCCUUUUCUGACCCCACAGAUGUUCCCACCAUGCUAGAAGAAACAGGACUGCUGCCUUUGUCUGGCAGAAAAGUGGUCCCUAGAAACCCUUCUCAGCAUCCCUUCCAGCACCACACCUGCCUCGGACCCCAUGCUUCCUCCCUUCCUAGAGGACAGACGCACAUCUCAGCCUAGGGGCUGUGCAGCUCCUACUUGCCCUUCCCUGUCCAGGGGUCCGGUGUUUGUUGGGAUUCUCUACUGCUUUCUCCAAAGGCAAUGAUCUUGUGCCCCUGAGAAACAGGUUUAUCUAGAAAGCCUUGUGGUGUAGAACUAUUUUUUUUAACCUCCCCCCAUUAAAUCUUUAAAGAAAGAGAUUGCCAAAUGAAUCACUUGAAAGAAGUGCCACUCUGUCUCCAGGCAGAAGCACGGCAGACCUGCCCACAAACUCGCCAUGCCAUCCUCUUUCACUGUCCCCUGCCUCCCCUUCUCUUGUUCCCCUGGGUCCAGGUCCAGCUGCCAUCCCAGCCCACACUGUACCCAGUUUGACCAACAAGGAACAGACUCUCAGAACCCCAAGAGGGGCUUUCUGGGUCCAAUCGCUUUUCUCUGUUACUUUCCUAACCCACCAUGGCUAGGGAUUUAACUUCAACCCCUCUCCCCUUCUCUAAAAGAAAAAUAGUUUGAUAGUAUAUUUUGAAUAUAGAUGUUCUUAUUAUCAGAUUGGAGCUUGAAUUUGACUGUUGAUUCGAUGUCUGUGUUGUUGCUGUGGUCUUCUUUAUCAUAACUGCCUCUUUUCUUCCAUCCCCCCGUUCCAAAAGAACGACGGCCUUCAAAACUCAUGUGUGUUCUCAAUGUUCUAUGGACCUACCUAACACGAGUCUGCUUGUCUCUCUUCAAAGACUUCAACCCACAAAGAAGCAGGUUAAAUGUUGUGCCGAGAUCUUGCUCUCUACCAUGUUGCUGUCUGACCUUAACCUUAUCAUGAUAUUUCUGUUAGCUACUGCAUUGAAUAUGCCAAUGUGUGUGAGUAUGUAUUGAGAAAAACAUGUUUGUAAAGUAAAAUUUAUAUAUAAUAUAUGUCAUCACAGAUACAUAUGUUAUAUAUAUACAUUUGUGGAUGUAUGACUUAUUUUCCGUAUCCACAGAAUUCAGCUACCAUGUAUAUAUAAAUAAACUUAUUUUAUUACCCAGAGGA